This is a messenger RNA of Jaculus jaculus (lesser Egyptian jerboa), 2615 nucleotides long. RefSeq names its product transmembrane protein 38B (gene Tmem38b). Gene Ontology annotation, molecular function: potassium channel activity; identical protein binding. The record is from RefSeq and is a predicted model, not a curated record. NCBI's taxonomy places the organism in Eukaryota, Metazoa, Chordata, Mammalia, Rodentia, Dipodidae. Gene Ontology annotation, biological process: potassium ion transmembrane transport. The transcript has 6 exons. Gene Ontology annotation, cellular component: membrane. Bases 14 to 889 code for a protein of 291 amino acids.
GUCGGUCGUCGUCAUGGGCACCCCGUGGGAUGAGCUGACCCUGACUUUCUCCCGCACGUCUAUGUUCCCCUUCUUUGACAUCGCCCACUACGUCGUGUCGGUGAUGGCGCUGAAGCAGCAGCCAGGGGCAGCAGCAGUGGCAUGGCAGAACCCCCUGUCAAGCUGGUUCACUGCAAUGCUCCACUGCUUUGGCGGAGGAAUUUUAUCCUGUAUACUGCUUGCAGAGCCCCCAUUGAGGUUUCUUACAAACCACACUCAUAUUUUACUGGCAUCUUCAAUCUGGUAUAUUAUAUUUUUUUGCCCAUGUGACCUAGUUUCCCAGGGCUAUUCAUACCUGCCAGUUCAACUCCUGGCCGCAGGAAUGAAGGAAGUGACCAGAACUUGGAAAAUAGUAGGAGGAGUCACACAUGCUAAUAGCUAUUACAAAAAUGGCUGGUUAGUGAUGAUAGCUAUUGGCUGGGCCCGAGGUGCAGGUGGUUCCAUUAUCACAACUUUUGAGCAGUUGGUAAAAGGAGAUUGGAAACCCAAAGGUGAUGAGUGGCUAAAGAUGUCCCACACUGCCAAGAUAACCCUACUAGGGUCAGUUAUGUUCACUUUCCAGCACACUGAUCACUUAGGAAUAUCAAAACAUAAUCUUAUGUUCCUUUACACCAUCUUUCUCGUGACUAUAAAGGUAACCAUGAUGAUUACAAAGUCUCCUUUGGUACCCCUUGCGCCAUUAGAGGAUAUACUGAGUCGGAUGCUGUUUGGUUGGCAGCAACAGAUUCCAUCCUGUGAAAAGAAAACUGAAACAAGACCAGCUUCCAAUGGUCCUUGCUCAUCAGCUUCAGAAGCCCCAGUGGAUGCUGCAGAUGAUGCUAAAAAGAAAUACGCUAAGAAGACUGAGUAAAUUCACUCAUGAAUUCCAGAAAGCAAAAAAUAUUUUUUCAUAUUUACUUGUUAGAUUGUAAUAUUUCUAUGUAAAUGAUGUAAAAUAAAGAUUAUAAGGGAUGGAGGUGAGAAAAAGGAAGAAAUUCUUUGGUUUAGGGAGACUGUUUUCUUGAUUGUAAUGAGUAUCAUGUGAAUCUAUUUCUUUGACAUAAAAGAUUCUCAUGGCUAUUGAAGAGUUUUAUAUUGAAAAAAGAAGGGUAAUUUGUUGAAUGUUGGAAAAGCAAACUAUUUGAAAAUUAUAAGGUUCUCAAGGAUUUAGCAUUUUUAAAAAAAUUAAAUAUUUUUAAAAUGAGUCUAAUUGUGCUUUAUUCAUUAGAAUUAAACGUUUACUUCAUAUUUACCAGUGUAAUGCUUAGAUAUGAAAAACACUUCCUAUUUAAUUUUGAGCAUUGAGAGCUUUUCCUGAGACACUUUGUAAGUGAAAGUAAAUUGGUAGUUUAUUUUGAUAUAUAAGCAUAAUAAUUUUGCCCAUAUUAAAAAUACCUGAAAUUUGAUUAUUUUUAUUUCCAAGAUUAUUUGUUCAGUGAGACCACAAUAUUGUUAUGAGUAUCAAAUGAACUAUUUAAUGCUCUUGAUUUUUAAAGGCUACUUUUUUUAAAAUCAGAAAAUCAGAGUUGUAGUGUGUGUUUGUGUGUGUGUUUCUUUUUGAGAAAAGAGUCUCACUGUGUAGUCCAGGCUGUCCUCAAACUUGUUAUCAUCCUGUCUCAGCCUCCUGAGUGCUGGCCUUAUAGGUAUGCCCAGUAGACCUAUUUAAUAAGCUAGUAAUCCUGUGCUUUAUAAUUUCAUUUUUGAGCUUGGGUUAUUUUUUUCCCUUAUCUCCUUACCACAUUUCAACUAUAGGAAGAAUGAUUGUCCACAUUUCACAUGUUCUUCCUAACUUAGUUGGUCUAAAUACAUUGGUGGUAGUUAUCUUAAUUCAGCAGACAGUAUUAUUUCCAUUUAAAAUGUUUUCUUCUACAUCAUCUUUAUAGUAGCAUAUUCAGUUUUUUGUCUCUUGAUAGUUCACAAAUGGUUAUGAUUUUAUUAAUUUUGUUUUAAAUGAAAACAUUUACUUUCAUGUGAAAAUGCUCAGCACUGAUGAGAAUUGUCCUUGAACAUAUAUGGUAGUAGCCAGCUAAUGAAGAAACAGAGAAACUAAAACCUCAUGUGGUUGUCUAUUUGAAUGAAGAAGUAAGACAUUGAAUAUGGUUUCUUUCUGGCAAAAGUAAGACAUUGAAUAUGGUUUCUUUCUGGCAAAAAUAAAAAUAAGGCUACUAAAUGAUAGGUUUUCUUGCCUUAUUUUAUGGGUACAAGUCCAGUUAUAACAGUAAGACUCUAUGACAUUAUUUCUUAUGCCAAGACCAUGAACCUAUAACCUGUAUCAGGUAUUUUAGGGUGGUCUAGAAGUACUCAAAUCACAUUCAGAUUGAAGGUUCUAUACUUUUACUUGCUAAAUAAAUAUUUUUUUGGGGGGGGUGGGAACACUUGAUUAUCUUGAAAUGUUAAAAUGUUUAUUUUUAAUAUUAUGAGAGAAAGGACUAAUUUGGGUUCUGUAUUAUAUUUGAUACUCUAGUUAAAAUCUUUUCAAAGUUACCAUAUUAUUAAUUAUUGUCCAGUUUUGAAGUUUUAAUUUAACUAUAGUUGAAAUAGUAAAAAUCUUGUUUUAUAUUUGUAUUAAAAACAAAUCAUUAAAAUGUCAUUCAGUA